Molecule: messenger RNA, 1797 nt
Organism: Lotus japonicus
Lineage: Eukaryota; Viridiplantae; Streptophyta; Magnoliopsida; Fabales; Fabaceae
Product: probable plastidic glucose transporter 3
Exons: 15
Coding region: 198-1691 (497 amino acids)
Biological process (GO): monosaccharide transmembrane transport
Cellular component (GO): membrane
Molecular function (GO): hexose transmembrane transporter activity
Source: RefSeq, a predicted model, not a curated record
UGACCGUGUCACAUACUGACACGUGCCUUCGUCUUCAACUGCCAUGGCUAUACUUCACUCUACUUUUCUGAUUCAUUCUCACUGUUCUCUGCCAAACUCUGAAUCUCAAACACCAUUCCAACAAAAUCUUCAUCACAGAGAACAACAAGUAUUUAUGGUGAGACAAGCUUCAUGAUUUUUGUGAUCUCUUCAAAACGAUGAUUCUGCAGAAGCCUGUGGAAAGUUACUCUCUUGCAGGUUUAUAUCGUUUCGCCAUGAGGGGGCGUCAGCGAGUAGCAUCCAGGGAAUACAUGUAUGGGAAUGAUAAAGAACAAAAUCCAGCUUCAAUGCGUUUACUGAAUGCCAAACCUAGUUGGCGGCGUUCUUUGCGGCAUGUAAUAGUGGCUUCUAUUUCCUCAUUCUUAUAUGGCUACCAUAUUGGAGUAGUCAAUGAAACCUUAGAGAGCAUUUCUGUAGAUCUUGGUUUUAGUGGGAAUACAAUGGCUGAAGGUCUUGUUGUAAGUAUAUGUUUAGGAGGCGCUUUUAUUGGAUCUCUGUUAAGUGGGUGGAUUGCAGAUGGAGUUGGGCGUAGGAGAAGUUUCCAGUUGUGUGUAUUGCCUAUGAUCAUCGGGGCAGGAAUGAGUGCAACAGCAAAAACCUUGUGGGGUAUGCUUCUCGGAAGGUUAUUUGUUGGUACUGGAAUAGGACUAGGUCCGCCUGUUGCAGCUCUAUAUGUGGCUGAGGUCUCACCUCCGGCUAUACGGGGUGCUUAUGGGGGCUUAACUCAGAUUGCAACAUGUCUUGGACUCCUGGGUGCUCUCUUUAUUGGAAUCCCUUCCAAGGAAAUAGUGGGUUGGUGGCGGAUCUGUUUCUGGGUAUCUGUCAUUCCGGCUAUAAUACUUGCCCUUUUCAUGGAGAUCUGUGCAGAGAGUCCCUACUGGCUUUUCAAGAGAGGAAGAACCACUGAAGCUGAAGCUGAAUUCGAGAAGCUCUUGGGAGGAGUACAUGUGAAAUCUGCAAUGACUGAACUGUCGAAGUCUGACAAAGGCGAUGAUUCUGGUGCAGUAAAACUAUCAGAAUUAUUUGGAAGACAUUUCAGAGUGAUGUUCAUUGGAUCUACGCUUUUUGCUUUGCAGCAGCUAUCUGGCAUAAAUGCUAUUUUCUAUUUCUCUUCAACUGUCUUUGAAAGCUUUGGUGUACCAUCAGAUACUGCAAAUAUAUGUGUAGGAAUUUGUAAUUUAUUGGGGUCAGUUAUUUCAAUGAUUCUGUUGGAUAAACUUGGAAGGAAGGUGCUUCUCGUCGGAAGCUUUUUCAGCAUGGCAGUAGCAAUGGGUCUACAAGUCAUUGCUGCAAGUUCUUUUGCCUCAGGAAUUGGAGCCACGUAUCUAUCCGUUGGUGGCAUGUUGCUGUUUGUGCUAUCAUUUGCUUUUGGUGCUGGUCCAGUUCCUUCUCUCCUCAUGUCUGAAAUACUACCUGGCAGGAUCAGAGCCAAAGCAAUGGCAAUUUGCUUGGCGGUGCAUUGGGUGAUAAACUUCUUUGUGGGUCUACUAUUUUUGCGCGCGUUGGAGAAAGUUGGGGCACAAGUCGUGUAUACUAGUUUUGGUUCAUUUUGUUUGAUUGCUGUGUUUUUUGUGAAGAAAUAUGUUCUGGAAACAAAAGGGAAGUCACUCCAGGAAAUUGAGGUUGCACUUCUUGCACAAGAAGCAACCUAAAUGUACUAAAGGGUGAAAUAUGGAUAUGGUAUAGGCUUAGUUUCAUUUUGCUGAAUGAGUUGUGGAAACAUUUUUUGGUGAAAAAAAUAGUACUUUCUCAUUGAAA